Zophobas morio is the source of this 297-nucleotide messenger RNA. Its product is annotated as G patch domain-containing protein 11-like. The record is from RefSeq and is a predicted model, not a curated record. The transcript has 4 exons. NCBI's taxonomy places the organism in Eukaryota, Metazoa, Arthropoda, Insecta, Coleoptera, Tenebrionidae. Gene Ontology annotation, molecular function: nucleic acid binding. The coding region runs from base 1 to 297 and encodes 98 amino acids.
AUGUCUGGCCUUAACCCAGAGUAUAAGGACAGGCUGCUGCGCGCAGGAAAAAAUACCCGGGCUGGAGAACACGAGCCUCUUCCUGUAGAAAACAAAGGUUAUCAGUUGCUACAGGCGAUGGGCUGGACCGGGAAAGGCCUAGGCAAAAAUCAGCAGGGGAUGUUGACGCCUUUAGCGAUUAAGCCAUUGGAAGGCAAAGCAGGGCUGGGCGCUGAUAAAAAGUUAAAUAGUUCAGAAAAAGAAAAGUUAUGGAUGAAAGCUCGUCUGCGUUACGAAAACACAAAUACAGAAACCUAG